Messenger RNA from Actinia tenebrosa (Australian red waratah sea anemone), 2637 nucleotides. Its product is annotated as alpha-1B adrenergic receptor. Gene Ontology annotation, biological process: positive regulation of MAPK cascade; adenylate cyclase-activating adrenergic receptor signaling pathway. The record is from RefSeq and is a predicted model, not a curated record. Lineage: Eukaryota; Metazoa; Cnidaria; Anthozoa; Actiniaria; Actiniidae. Gene Ontology annotation, molecular function: G protein-coupled receptor activity. Gene Ontology annotation, cellular component: plasma membrane.
UGGAAGAGACGUCAGGUGGUUUGGUCAUUCAUUUUGUAAUCAGUUUUGGUUGCAGUAAAAGUCAUAACCUCGAAGGYUUGUAAUUAAAAACGUACAGAUUUCGAACCGUCAAGACUAACGCUGCGCUGAUCUGUUACACAUCAGCACAAGUCAGGUAAGCAAGAACGGACGCUUAAUACCGCAUCAAAGCAAGGCAAGAACAGCUAAUACUGYGAAAAGAGAAUACAUACGAAGGGCUUCAUAUUUCUCUACGUUGGGACAGUUGCAACUACGGCCUAUCCUAGUAGUGAGUGACUGGCUGGAGCGAUCAAGAUAAGAUUGGGAAGGAGAACUGUAAAUCAUACAAGACACCGCAGUCAAAGUGCCGGUGCAAGGACUUGGUGAACCAGUAACUGAAAAUCCCCAAAUCCAGAAAGGAUACCGAAACAGAAAGCGAUUUGGUCGAUGAGAUAACCAUUUGCCCAGCAGGGAAACAGUAAUAUUAAAGGCCGUUAAAGAGUGGCAUAAAAGAGAGGGGAAGCGUCAUCCCUAUCAUUUGCUGAUGAUCUGGGCCACACUGAAAGUGCCCGGGUUUUACAGAUCUCGUAAUAAACACUGAACAGGUUACCUUGGUAAGCAAUUUCAAUAUCGCAGAGAUGAAUCAGAGUGGCAAUGUUACGUCACCUCCUUUUGCCUUCAUAUUUAACGGCAGCAACAUCUCAGCAGCAAUACUCGUUGCCUUGCAAAUAAUACUAAACCUCGUUGGCAACAUUAUGGUGGUCGUGUGCUUCUACCAGUUUCAUCAUUUAAGGACCAAGUGUAACUAUUUCAUUAUCAGUCUAAGCUUGGCUGAUAUAUGUGUCGCUUUGUUUGCCAUGCCCUUUUGGCUUGUUCUACAGCUAACAGAAGACAUGGAAAGAGAUUACUUGCAUAUCAUCAGUCCUGCUGUCUACAGGUUCUGGAGCAGCAUGGAUAUCUUGGUUGGAACAGCAUCAAUUACGAACCUAGCUGCUGUCAGUUUUGAUAGACAGCUGGCUAUCACUUCACCAUUUCGUUACCAAAGUAUCUUGACUCACAACAGAGUGAUUGUGGUCAUUAUUGCAACGUGGAUUUACUCAAUCAUUAUCACCAGUGGUCGAGUCAUAGGGAACCAAGAGUUCCUGCGUGAGAAAUACAUUCCACUCGUCGUAACUUUCGGUUGCUUUCUUCCUUUGUUCUCCAUGAUCGUUAUGUACACAAGGAUCUACUUCGUUGCCCGUUCGCAAGCAGUUAGACUGGGGAACUACAGCAGAGAUAUAAAGGCUGCAAAAACAAUAGCUAUUGUCAUAGGAACCUUCCUUGUUUGUUGGCUGCCCUUUUUCCUGAUCACUUUGUCGGUUUAUCUUUUAUUGUGCUGCAGACCUCAUGUCUACAGACCAGAGCUUAUUCCAGCCUUAAGGGCUGUAAAGUGGAUGGCAUAUUUAAACAGUUGUUUGAAUCCAAUAAUAUAUACUUGUCUAAAUAGACCAUAUCGGAGAGCUUUUCAUCAGAUGUUUAAGAGCUGCUUCAGAGGAAAGAAUUAUGAUGGAAGUAAUAACCGAUCAUCAAAUUAUGUCAGUGAAUAUCAAAGACCAGUUGAACACAAUGGAGACCUAACUAAACUGACCAAGGAGCCAGACAAUUCUAGUGAAACAGUUGAAUAUAAGAAACAAAAUGCUAAGGUCACACUUAUGAAUGGAUCGAGCCAAGGCCACGGUGUAUGAGAAUCAUACUUAGAUCCAUAAGUAAAUGCAGAGGAAAAGCCAACGAGUUUUAUUCGAAGAUAAAAGGAAAAGAGAAAAACAAGCGCCCUUAAAUUCUAGAUUUUAAGAAGACAAACACAGGCUCCGGAGCAGAGUAUUUGGGGCGUAAUGUGCCAUAACAAGUUGCACAAAGUGACAGUACCAUCAAGACAUCUAUCUUACUGAUUCUAAAGGGGUAAUUGCAAAAAACUGCAAAAUAGUGCUAAAGAGGAAAUGUCAAAAUGUGUGAUGUUUUACGCGAUGUCAUUCGUUGACUACUUUUUGUGGGCCUCGAAAGAUCAUACUUAUAUCAUACUAAUAAAAUAAAAUGAUAACUAAUUAUGAUAUAUAUUGGAAAAGGAGGCACCAUGAUCACUCAGAUUAUGAUGAAAAAAAAGAAUCGCAAAGUGUACAUACCAUAUAAUAGACGCAAAUGUUCAUGCAGCAUUCAGCCUGCACAAAAUGUCGUUAUUACUGAUGAAGAUUAACCUAGUUUACGUGAGCGAUAACGAGACUAUGAACAGUGUUUAUGUGUAGCUCAAUAAAAGAUAGCAUAAAAGGAAAGGGUGCAGACUAGAUAGAUAAGCAGGAGAUAAAAAGGAUAAUGGAUGUUGUAAUGUUGCUCCCAUAUCAGUCUGCAGAAUCGCAAACAUUCAAACUAUAGUAAAUUCACUUUAUUUGGUGAAUAAACUUACAUAAGUAAUUUUCAUCUAGGCCUACAAUGUAUAUGUUGCUCCCAUACUGUCUGCAGAAUCGCCAUCAUUCAAACUAUAGUAAAUACACUUUAUUGGAUGAAUGAAAUUGCAUAAGUAAUUUUCAUCUAGGCCUACAGUAUCUAACUAAGAUCUAUGUUACGUUAAUUAAUGUUGAAUAAAAAGAUAAUGACGAUGAUGACAAA